AUGCGGCCCGAAGUCCAGCUUUCAGCCUCGCUUCGAUUCAGGAUGGAAAACUUCCGCUUCGACUGGAAGGGGAGCUUGGCGCCAGAGCGGCGAGAGGGCGCGGUGGAGAUCGGGUGCGUGGAUUGGAAGGCGAGUUUGAUCCCCGUGCAGGCCGUUGAGGCCGGGGUGUCGGCUUCGGAUCGAUGGAUGUAG
Effrenium voratum is the source of this 192-nucleotide messenger RNA. NCBI's taxonomy places the organism in Eukaryota, Dinophyceae, Suessiales, Symbiodiniaceae. The record is from the annotation of a GenBank genome assembly.